Messenger RNA from Symbiodinium natans, 960 nucleotides. NCBI's taxonomy places the organism in Eukaryota, Dinophyceae, Suessiales, Symbiodiniaceae. The record is from the annotation of a GenBank genome assembly.
AUGCCGGUUACAACAGCAAUGGCAUGUGUUGUACUGCUGGCCAGCCAAGUUGCGGCGCUGAUGGAGUCAAAGCCUCCGGUGACGCUGCCUAAGAACGGGCAGUUGGACCCUUUCAGCUAUUCCAUGUACUUGGAUGACACGACGGAGGACUCGCACCGUCUGCACCUGCCGCAUCUUCGCGCCCCGGCUGGUCUGCACCUGCCACAUCUUCGUGGCCCUUCUGCCGACAGGUUGCAGAAGGUCGCCAAGGCUGCGCCUGUGGUGGCGCUGGUGCUCAAUGAGAUCCCUGCGGUCCGAGAGCAGCUGUCGGACUGGCUCGGACGCGACGUGCCUGCGGCCAGCGGCGUCGCCAGUAAUGUCAUCCGCUUCGGCGUGAGCGAGGCUCGGCGCCUGGGCGACAACGUGUUGGAGACUGUCCGCCAGCCCGUGCAAGCAGUGAGCAGGAAAGUCGGCGCCGUGGCGAAGGAGUUGGAGAAAGACUUGGACGAGACCGUGCCGGUCCUGGCCGAGCACAAGGCGGAGGAGCUAAUCCACCACAAGCCAAAAGCUCCGCGCCGCUUCAGUCCGUGGCUGGUGGGCACGCUUUGGUUCGAUUUCGACGGUUGUCCACGUCUUCGCAGUUGUCUUGCUCUGAACCAUGCAUUGCAGAUUCCAGCUGCGAUCCCAAGCCGGGAGAGCGUGCUACAGAGGGCACCUUCUCAGUCUGCACUGACCCCCGUCAAAGUUCACAAAGUGGAGUUCCAGCGAGUGGGGCUCGGUGACGGAGCGGAGUGGGACUCGCCGGAUGAGCAGGAGCAGGAGGCCGAGCCACCUCAGGCACGGCACGCCCAGGACAUGCGGAGAAUGCCCAGCUUCAGCAAGAUGAACUCAAACACAGAAUACUACCAGAUCGGCGGUCAUCAGGACUCGCAGAGUCCAUCUCCCCGCAAGCUUCAAAGCGACCGCGUCUUGGGUGCAUGA